AGAGAGCAGAGAGCAGAUAGCAGAUUUAACGGGACUCCCCAGGACAACGUCGCCGCCGACGCGCCACACCAGCCGAUAGGAUGUCCAACGAGGAGACCUCCGCCGAUCGUAAUGUCGAAAUUUGGAAGAUCAAGAAGCUCAUCAAGAGCUUGGAAAUGGCCAGAGGGAAUGGUACAAGUAUGAUUUCACUUAUUAUUCCACCAAAAGAUCAAAUCUCUAGAGUCAGCAAAAUGCUGGCCGAUGAGUUUGGUACAGCGUCGAAUAUCAAGUCCAGAGUUAAUAGACUGUCCGUCCUGGGUGCUAUUACAUCGGUACAGCACAGGCUAAAGUUAUACACUAAAGUACCUCCGAAUGGCUUGGUUAUUUAUUGCGGAACAAUUGUUACCGAGGAAGGAAAGGAAAAAAAAGUGAAUAUUGACUUUGAACCCUUUAAACCAAUUAAUACUUCGCUUUAUCUCUGUGAUAAUAAGUUUCACACAGAAGCUUUAACAGCAUUACUUGCAGACGAUAAUAAAUUUGGUUUCAUUGUUAUGGAUGGUAAUGGCGCACUUUUUGGAACAUUACAGGGAAACACGCGAGAAGUGCUUCAUAAAUUUACUGUAGACUUACCGAAAAAACACGGUAGAGGAGGUCAGUCUGCGCUUCGUUUCGCUCGGCUGCGAAUGGAAAAACGUCACAAUUAUGUUCGCAAAGUUGCUGAAGUUGCCACACAGCUUUAUAUCACUAACGAUAAGCCUAACAUUGCCGGUUUAAUUCUCGCUGGUAGUGCCGAUUUCAAAACGGAGCUCAGCCAAUCCGAUAUGUUUGAUCCCAGAUUGCAAGCAAAAAUUAUUAAAUUAGUUGAUGUUUCGUACGGUGGAGAAAAUGGUUUUAAUCAAGCUAUUGAAUUAGCUGCUGAAUCUUUACAAAACGUUAAAUUUAUUCAAGAAAAAAAACUAAUAGGUCGUUACUUCGAUGAAAUUUCUCAAGACACAGGGAAAUAUUGUUUUGGAGUGGAAGACACGUUAAGAGCUCUUGAAUUAGGUAGCGUCGAGACGUUAAUAUGUUGGGAGAAUCUUGAUAUUCAAAGAUACGUCUUAAAAAAUCAUACGAGUAACGAAGAAAAAGUUUUACACCUGACUCCCGAACAGGAAAAAGACAAAACCCACUUUACUGAUAAAGAGAGUGGCGUUGAAUUGGAAUUGGUAGAAUGUCAACCUCUGCUAGAGUGGCUUGCAAACAACUAUAAAAGUUUUGGGGCAACAUUAGAAAUUAUUACAGACAAGUCUCAGGAAGGAUCCCAAUUUGUGAGAGGUUUUGGUGGUAUUGGAGGUGUUUUGCGGUACAAGGUGGACUUUCAGAGUAUGCAGUUAGAGGAAGUUGAAUUCGACAACUUCGACUAUGAUGAUUAUUAAACUAUUUGGACUCCAGUUUUGGACGUUUUUUUUGGAAAACUCAUUCAGAAUUAAAAGUCACAAGAGAAGAAAGCAGCUACCAGAAUCUAGGAAACGCCGAAAGCUAUAAAUUCGUCUGACUCUACAUCUCUUUCUCUCCAUCAUUCCAAAAUGGAAAGAAAUGAAGAUAGGAUCCAAAAGUACUUCUAUUUUUUUCUAUAGAAAAAAUAAAAAACA
Molecule: messenger RNA, 1610 nt
Organism: Ceratosolen solmsi marchali
Lineage: Eukaryota; Metazoa; Arthropoda; Insecta; Hymenoptera; Agaonidae
Gene: eRF1
Product: eukaryotic release factor 1
Exons: 9
Coding region: 81-1394 (437 amino acids)
Biological process (GO): translational termination
Molecular function (GO): translation release factor activity
Source: RefSeq, a predicted model, not a curated record